AUGCGGUACGCGACCUUAGGCACCAAAAUCACUCGGACUGACACUUUACAGGGAGUAGUAGUCCAACCCACUCAGGCAUCAGAAGUUUCUAUCGCACUUCUCUGGGCCCAGGAAAAUGCUAUUGACGUCGCCAUCAAAGGCGGAGGCCACUCGACCGCCGGCACGAGCUCCAGCGAUGGAGGCCUGGUGAUCGAUCUAUCGCGAAUGAACGGAGUCACGGUCGAUACCACACAGAAGAGCAUCACUGCCCAAGGUGGAGCGACGUGGAAGGAAGUUGACGAGGCCGGUGCGGCUCAGGGGCUGGCUGCUGUGGGCGGCACGGUCAACCAUACCGGCGUUGGGGGCUUGACGCUUGGCGGCGGAUACGGGUGGUUGAGUGGGGAGUACGGUCUCACAAUUGACAACUUGCUGUCUGCGACCGUGGUUUUAGCAGACGGUCGCAUUGUCACGGCAUCCAGUUCCCAGAAUGAGGACUUGUUCUGGGGAUUGCGGGGUGCUGGGUACAACUUUGGUGUUGUCGUCGACUUCACCUAUCAAGCUUAUGAUCAGAAAGAGCCUGUCUUCUCUGGUCUACUUGGAUAUACCCCUGACAAGCUCGAAGAAGUGAUGGGGGCGCUGAAUGAAUCCUUGGCACAGCCUGACUCUCGCCUCGGAACUAUGUGUUUCUUUGCGCUUGCCCCUGAUGGCUCUGGGCCGAUGAUUAUGGUGAUCGGCUUCUUCAAUGGCUCUCGGGAAGAGGGCGAGAGGAAGUUUGCAGGCUUUACAGCCCUGCAGCCUAUCGUGAAUACUCUCGGUAUGAUCCCAUACUCCCUGGUCAACACGCUACAAAACCCGCAGGCCACCUAUGGCGAUCGCAAGGCUUUCAAGGGCAUUUUCUACCAACCGCCAUUGGAUCCGCUGUUUGCCAGGACGAUCUUCAAUGAUUUCAUGGUCAAAAUCCAGUCCGAUCCUGAUCUUGCCGCUUCUGCGAUCAUCCUUGAAUUCACGGAUAUGCGGAAAAUUUGCGAAGUUCCUCUGUCUUCCACUGCCUUUGCCAGUCGCAACAUCUAUCAGAAUGGCAUCGUUCACCUGAGAUGGACCGAUGCCACCAAGGAUCUGGAACACCGGGCCUGGGCGCGGGAAGCUCAAGCUAAGUGGAAAGCCGAGCUGGAUGCUGCCAUCAAGGAUGGUGACGAGUCAAGUGUCCCGCAAUACAUUAACUAUGCAGAGCCUGGCGACUCGGUCGUAUCUAAUAUAUAUGGCGAGAACAUCGAUCGACUGCGCGAUGUGAAGAUCAAAUAUGAUCCCAACAAUGUGUUCCACAAAAUGCACCCGAUCUCCACGAGUAAGUGA
Penicillium olsonii is the source of this 1332-nucleotide messenger RNA. The record is from the annotation of a GenBank genome assembly. NCBI's taxonomy places the organism in Eukaryota, Fungi, Ascomycota, Eurotiomycetes, Eurotiales, Aspergillaceae.